CAGGACAAAAACACAGAUGGAGAGAGCUCGACUAAGGACACGCACUUUACUCUCUUUUCUAACUAACCCUCCUUUCUUUUCCUCUCAUUUCCUGCCUCUCGCUUUUAACAUCUCAUUAUCCUGCUCUUCUGCUAAUGUCUAAUGAUUUUCUUUUUGUCAAGGCUUCCUCUUUUUUGAUUACGCUCAUUGCUCCUUUUCCUGUACUUUCUGCUUUUAAUGUUUCUUCCUCUUCCUGACAUUUCCGUCUCACGGCUGCUUCCUUGCAACUUCCUGACUAAGCUCAUUCUUUAACUUGCUACUCAUCCUCUUUUUCCUUCUUUCUAACAUCUGUUCUUUCACCUCCUUUCCUUGCGUCCUAUCUUUCGGAUGGAAAGCUACUCCUUCCUCUAUAGUUCCUCCCACAGGACCGGACUUCUCUCCGGCUUCCAACGCCUGCGCUCUGAGAGAAAGAUGUGUGAUGUCGCCCUCGAAGCCGGUGGCGUCUCCUUUCCCUGUCACCGCGCCCUUUUAGCCAGCUCCAGUGAGUAUUUUCGAGCUCUGUUUGGAGAAACUACCGCGGAGAGAUUAGCAGGCUCAAUUAGCCUCCCGGUGCUAAAACCAGAGGGUUUAGAUGCCAUUCUGGACUUCCUGUACUCAGGCUGGCUCAGCAUAUCACCCUCCACAAUUUCUGUUGUCCUGGAAGCAGCCAGGUACCUGCAAGUUGAAACGGCUGUGUUGAUAUGUGAGCGCUUCUUGAUUGAUGGUAUAAGCGCUGAGAACUGCUGCUGCUAUGCUAACCUGGCUGAGCAGCAUGCACUAUCAAACGCACUUGAGGCUGCCAAUCAAACCGUCGCUAUGGAGAUGGGGACAUUGCUGCAGGAAAGCAGGGAUGAUCUCCUCGAGUUGAACAUCCAAUCACUGAUGACGGUGCUUGACGCCAACGAGAUACCUGGCGUCAAGGAGGCGGAGCUGAUAAAGCUGGCUCUUGACUGGCUGGACGAGAAUGGACCCCUCCCACUGCUGAAAUCAAAUCUUCUGCUGAGUCGUCUGCGCUUCGGAUUGGUCGGCGCUUCUGAUCUCGCCAACCUCAACCACAGAGCCAUGGCCACACCUUUAAUCAGAAGUCAGCUGACUCGAGCUUUGGAGUACCACAGGAUGGGUCCAGCUCAGCCAAUCAGACAGAGCAGGCAGUCCACACUAAGAGCAUCGCCCAAUCGUGUGCUGCUUGUGGGUGGAGGGUCCAGUGCCGAUUGGCCAGAGCAGCAGGUGUUGGCGUUUGAUCCAGGAAGCAAGAAGUUUUCGUGUCUGAGUUCCUGUCUCCCGCUGCGACUGAGAAAUCACUGUGUGUGCUCAGUGGGAGGUUUCCUCUUUGUGAUCGGAGGGGAAGAAGUGAAGGAGGGAGACGAGGAUGGAAAAAAGUCUGUCACCACAGCAACGUCUAACCAGGCGUGGCGGUACGAUCCUCGCUUCGACCGCUGGGAGCAGGUGGCGUCCAUGCUGGAGAGGCGGGCGCAGUUCACCUGCUGUGUGGUGGAGGAUGUUAUUUAUGCCAUUGGGGGACAACACACACGACCGGACACCGACACACACACCUCAGUGGCCUCUGUUGAGUUUUACGACAUGACCAUAGGAGCGUGGAGGAGAGGAGCAACGAUGCCUUGCCCUCUUUACGGCCACGCAUCCACUGUGCUUGACAAUAGCAUCUAUGUGUCAGGGGGUCUCCCAGGAAACCAGGGCAACAUCCAUGGCAGUAACCAUGGUGAUAACCAGGAUGGAAACAGGGAGGGCAGCAAAGAGGUCGUGUACUGGGACCUCAAAGGCAGAGUUUGGGAGAAGAGGGCGUCCAUGUCUAUCGCCAGGUUCAGUCACCGCCUGGCGACUGCCCAUGGCUACAUCUAUGCCCUGCUGGGGAUGUACGAACCUUUCUGUGAUAUAGAGCAAUACGAUUCACUGUCAGACCACUGGACACGCCUCAGACCGCUUCUCAUUGGCUCCUUCAAAUAUGGUAUGGCGUGCAUGCCGUCGGGGAAUCUGCUGGUAUUCGGAGGGAGAAGAUGGCGCGACGGACAGGAGGUGAUCAUGAAGAGUGUGUUGGAGUACGACACAAAAAAAGACCGCUGGAGAGAGAUCUGUCAGCUCCCCAGACCUCUCACUGGGACUGAGUGCACACUGCUACCCCUGCCAGACUAAAGUGUACACAGUGUGAGAAAAUGUUUAAGAUACUGUGCAACUUAGCUGCGCACCUAUAGUGGCGCUAUUUCACUUACAAGUAGGUGCAAAGUAAUCUCAAAACGCUGAGAACGGAGCACACGUUAAAAUAACGAUGUGACAAUAUCAUAAAUUGGACUCUUCCGUCUAUCAAAGUUACACGGGGUUGAACACGGGGAACUAAAACUAUUGGGUCUCAGUCAGGAAAGAAACAAACAGAAAGCAAAUGAGUAUCCCCCUCGAUAUAGAAAGCUUUGUGGCCUGUGUUGAGGAAUGAAAGUGGGUUGUCAGAGAUGAAAUGUUUACCACCACCCGCCUCAACAGCUUCACUUUCUACCCGGACGCCUGUACUACCUUUGUCCUUCGCUAUCAAGUUCAUACAAAUAAUUUUUAAACAGAAUAAAGAGUUUUAUGAUGAAAUAACAUUUUCUCAGUUUUACAUUGGCUAUAUCACUCGACAUGGAGAGUGUACCUACAUACGAGUUGAAAGUAGGCAAAAAGUAACCGUUGAAAGUGAGAACUAUGAUGAAAUGUAUUACAUUUUCCAUCAAUAAAUAAAAACUAGACAAUAAAGCGAAAGACGGACGAAUGGACAAGGUUUAAUGCAAAGUGUCAACAACCUGCCUCUGUGGAAUCAUGCACCGCAGCUCCUGACUAGUAAAACACUUUCCUCUGUUGCCCAAAAUAUCUCUCGUUCAGAAAAAAAGGUUUAGCCGCUUGACCUGCUGCACUGCUUUGAUAAGAAAACACCCUGCGAAAGUUAUGUGUCUGUUGGCAACGUUACCUGACGUUACGGUGGAAGAAAAAGAUGAAUGGACAAACUUCAUCUACCGUCCAUUGAGAAUCAGACAAAAGGUCUA
Messenger RNA from Xiphias gladius (swordfish), 3047 nucleotides. Its product is annotated as kelch-like protein 34. The coding region runs from base 367 to 2169 and encodes 600 amino acids. Gene Ontology annotation, molecular function: protein binding. The record is from RefSeq and is a predicted model, not a curated record. The transcript has a single exon. NCBI's taxonomy places the organism in Eukaryota, Metazoa, Chordata, Actinopteri, Istiophoriformes, Xiphiidae.